This is a messenger RNA of Podospora bellae-mahoneyi, 1226 nucleotides long. RefSeq lists its product as uncharacterized. The coding region runs from base 29 to 1066 and encodes 345 amino acids. The transcript has 2 exons. The record is from RefSeq and is a predicted model, not a curated record. NCBI's taxonomy places the organism in Eukaryota, Fungi, Ascomycota, Sordariomycetes, Sordariales, Podosporaceae.
UGUUGCUAUUUCCCCACCUCUUAUCGAUAUGCCCCGCCUUCUAGAACACCACGCUGUCGGUGUUGGUGCGCAAUGUAAGCGGCACCUCCCUGCAUACAGCUGGACCCGAUAUAAGCUUGAGCUGGGAAUAGCUUCCUACCAAAUGCCAUUGUUCAUUUUCUCCCAAACAUCAUCCUCCCCUCGUAAAACCGCAAUCAUGACCUUCUACGAACAAACCCCAGCCCCCAGGCCCACCACCAUCCUCGAACCUCCAAUCUCCCGCCCAUCCGACGCCCCAUCAGCAACCGAAUCUCCCAUCCCAAUCCACCCCCCUAGGGACACCACCCCCAAUGACCCCAAAACAACCACCAUUUCCUCCCCCAAACCCUUCCCCCUCCCCACCCUCCGCCUCGAAAACCGCCACCUAAUCCACCCCGCCUCCGCCCUCCUCUUCACCUCCAUCAACCCCGCCACCGUCCUCCCCGACUGCCUCCAAAACGUCCUCCGCCUCCUCUACCACACCCCCUCCUCCCACUCCUUCACCCCACCCCCAACCCGCUCUGUCACCCUCAUAUUCCGUGACAUGGACGGCGUGGCCUACACAACCGGCACCGACCUCGACCACGACCACAAAGAAAUCCACUUCAACCUCAACCACAUUUCCAACGUAGCCUCCCGUUCCAACAGUCCAACCCGCGUCCGUGACGAGAUCAUCGGCGUCAUCACCCACGAACUGGUCCACUGCUACCAGUGGGACGCAAAACACACUUGUCCAGGGGGGUUAAUAGAAGGGAUCGCUGACUGGGUGAGGCUGAAUUGUGAUUUGUCCCCGCCGCAUUGGAAGAAGGAGGUUGAUGGCGCCUGGGACAGAGGCUACCAACAUACAGCCUACUUCCUCCAAUACCUCGAAGAUAUCUUCGGCAACAGCACCAUCCGCCACCUCAACGACCACCUCCGCCACCACAAAUAUCACCAGGACUCCUUCUGGGAAGAGCAAUUCAGGCUUGGGGUGGAAGAGUUAUAUGAGGGUUACGUCCAGCAUCACAAGGAAGAGGAAAGGAAGAAUAAGAAGCAAGACGACCUUUGACUGUAAUCCCCCGCAGCAUAUCUAUAUUAUACGAGUUACGAGACACGAUGAUACCUACGAAGACAUCCUCUUUAUUUUGGCAAUAUUCUGCUAGAUUUCUCAAAAAAGAUAGCACGGGCCUAUAGUCACCCCUAACAAGAACACCCAAGCCUGACCACCC